Molecule: messenger RNA, 2495 nt
Organism: Rhagoletis pomonella (apple maggot)
Lineage: Eukaryota; Metazoa; Arthropoda; Insecta; Diptera; Tephritidae
Product: facilitated trehalose transporter Tret1-2 homolog
Exons: 5
Coding region: 581-2155 (524 amino acids)
Biological process (GO): carbohydrate transport; transmembrane transport
Cellular component (GO): membrane
Molecular function (GO): sugar transmembrane transporter activity
Source: RefSeq, a predicted model, not a curated record
GUGCUUUAGUUGGUUGGCGUAGCUGCUUCAUAUCGGACGGUUUGAUUUCAAACGGAUAUUUGGUUGGUUCAACCGCUUAGUGAUAGGCGUUAAACUUUUGCGCGAUCGGCCAACAGAGCAACUGUACCAAGUGAGGGAGUUCACUAAGUCACCGUGUCACGGUUGGACUUUAAUAAAAGUGUGUAAAACAGCUGUGCGUCGCGCUCUUUGUCUUUUUCUGUUUAUUUUAGUACUCGUACCAAAAAAGGAGUUUUUUAUUUUGUUUUUUCGAUCGUUGAUGUUGUUCUGAUCCCGUCCGUACUUAUGUAUAUACAGUGAAGCAAGCAAAUAGGAUUUUUUGUGUCAGCUUAGCAUUAAUCGUUUUGUUUGGCGCGUAUAAUUGUUUAUGUUUUUGGAUCUCUAAAAAUCGUGUCUUACAAAGUUGUAUGACCAGUUUUGAACGUGCUGCUCAUAUUUUAAUGCCAGCGCACUUGCCAUAAACUUCAGUUCCGUGGAGUGCAAUAUUGCGUUUGUUCGCUGCUGCAGUGAUCGAUUGCAUUUUAAACUUACUUGAAGAAGGUAGUGGAAAGUGUAAGAAAUCAUGACCGACUCUAUUGCAGCCAAGGCUGAAGAAUUUGAGUCUUUGACUACAACAAAUGGUAGAAAUGGCAGAAUACCACAAAUUGUUGCCGGCCUCAAUAAGCCAGCAAAACAAAUACCGCUCGGUGAACAAAGUCGCGCUGUACGUCGUCAAGGAUUAAUGGUUAUCCUCGGCAAUAUAGGGCUACUCUCCGCGGGUAUGGCCUUAGGUAUGCCUACAGUCACCAUGCGUCAGCUCACUGACCCCAAUGAGGCUGUCCAUCUUAGCGAAUCGCAGGCGUCUUGGUUUGCUUCGAUCAACACUCUUUCAUGCCCACUCGGUGGCCUUCUGUCUGGUAUUCUGCUGGACAAAUUGGGUCGUAAAAAUACUCUCAUCGUAUUGAAUGUGAUUGCUUUGUUUGCUUGGGCAUUGAUGGCGUUAGCGAUAGAGAGCAAUGUGGAUGUCGUUUUUAUACAAUUACUGGUGUCACGAUUUUGUAUUGGUAUUACUAUGGGCAUUGCAAGCGCGCCAGUUGGAGUCUACUCUGCAGAAAUUAGUUUGCCGCGCAUACGUGGACGCCUCAUUCUGGGCACUUCGGUAGCGAUUUCUGCAGGCAUUAUGGUUAUCUAUAUAAUUGGAUAUUUUAUACGCAACGACUGGCAAUUGAUUGCAAUGCUUUGUUGUGCCUAUCAAAUCGUGGCUAUGUUUUGCGUCAUUCCAAUGCCUGAGUCACCCAGUUGGCUGGUGUCCAAGGGACGUUAUGAGGAGGCAAAGAAGGCGUUGAAUUAUUUUCGCGGCAUGGAGAAGUCUAGUGAAAUUACACAUCCGGAAGUGCAGGCCGAAUUCAAUCUGCUGCAGAAGUCUAUACAGCUGGGUGAGGGUGUAAAGAAACCGCCCUUCUUGGAGUGCAUACGCCAACCAGAGGUCUACAAGCCGCUUCUCAUACUCAUGGGUCUCUUCGCUUUCCAACAACUGACCGGCAUUUUCGUUGUUGUCGUCUAUGCUGUGCAGAUUUCGCAAGAGGCUGGCGUCACAAUAGAUCCCUUCAUGUGUGCUGUAAUGAUCGGCGUUGGACGUGUCGUCACUACCGUGCUGCUGGGUACCAUCUUGGAGCGCUGGGGUCGUCGCCGUUCGGGCAUGGUGUCGGCACUUGGCAUGUGCGUUUGUAUGUUUCUGCUGGCCGGUCACAAUUGGAAUGCAUGGCUGCAGCGUAUACCAUAUCUACCGGUCAUUGCAAUUAUCGCUUUCAUUGUCUUGAGCACAUUCGGUCUCUACACGCUACCCUUUUUCAUGAUAUCCGAGCUAUUCCCGCAGAGAGUGCGUGGCGCCGCUUCGGGCCUAACAGUGGCGGUGGGCAUGUGCUUUGCCUUUAUCUGCAUUAAGACAUAUCCAGCGCUGAAAGCAUCUCUGGGUAAUGAAUGCUGCUUUGUUGGCUAUGGUAUUAUGGCGUUCUUGGCAGCGAUCUACGUAUACACGGUGUUGCCUGAGACGCGUGGACGUACGCUACUUGCCAUUGAAGAUCAGUUCCGCACUGGCGUUAAGUCGCAGCGUUAUCAAGCGGCUGCGGUGGAAAUGCAGGAAGUAACGGUCAAAUAAGUUGAUCACGUGGGAAUAUGUGUGAGUAAAUUAAAUAACUAAUCUUCGUAUUUGUAGUGUAAUUAGGAAGUGAAAGUUGCUCUUAGUUAAAGCGUUUGCGGUAGAGUUGCAGCGCGUGAGCUAAGUAGUGCUGCCUGUUAGUACAUUAGAUUAAAGAAAUUUGCAUUUUAUUUUGUACAAAAAAAAAACACAAGUACUGUAAAAACAAAAAAAAAAACUUAAUUUUGUAUGUUAAAUAAACUGUGAUAGGUGAAGUUAUGUAAAAAAAUACGUUUAGGCUUAUACAAUACAUACAAACAUAUGUACAUAUCUUUUUAUAUUGUAUCCACAACUAAGCAAC